UGGACAAGUUCUACGCAGUUCCACAGACUUCACUGGCUGUGUGGGGACACCCUCUGAACAUAAUACACCACCUUCCGGAUUUUGUACUGCACUGCACUUUUCUUUCUAAUAAACAUUGCAGACAAAGGUCUUGUGAAUCCAAACUUCAGCCGUGUCUCUUCUCGACAGGACAGUGUGUAUAAUAAACGUUUUCAAAAACUCACUUUCCAUAGUUUGAAAACAUGACUCAAAACAUACGAGCUGUUGUGAAAGGUCCCGGGCCAUGGGGAUUCAGACUGGUUGGAGGGAAGGAUUUCGAGCAGCCUUUAACGAUUUCUCGGGUAACCCCUGGCAGCAAGGCAGCACAAGCUAACCUGUGCAUAGGAGACAUGAUCACAGCCAUCGAUGGAGAAAAAACUGAGCACAUGACCCACUUGGAGGCCCAGAACAAGAUCAAAGGCUGCGUAGGGGAGAUGGUUCUUACACUGAACAGGUCUGAAACCAAACUAUGGUCCCCUAUGGUGGGUGAUGAAGGAAAGACCAACCCAUACAAGAUGAACCUAUCAUCUGAACCACAGGAGGUGAAGCUCAUAGGGAGCGCUCACAACCGGAGUGCUAUGCCGUUUUCUCCUGGAGCUGCCGCCACCACUCCCAGCACUGGCUCCAAAGUAGUGACAAAUCAGUACAACAACCCAGCAGGCCUGUACUCCAGCGAGAGCAUUCAGAACUUCAACAGCACGCUGGAGUCCAAGACCAGCCCACCGGAGCCAAGCAAAGCCAUAGAAUCCCAGAAACCGACAGCUAAACUAGCAAUAGACACCGAGUCAGAGGUUUAUAAAAUGCUGCAGGAGAAUCAGGAGCCUGUGGAGCCUCCCAGACAGUCUGCCUCCUUCAAAGUCCUGCAGGAGAUCCUGGAGACUGAUGGGGAUGUUGAUAAGCCAUCGGGAUUCAGAAGUGUAAGAGCUCCUGCAACAAAGAUAGGUUCCACUGUUGGGUAUAUUGAAAAGCUGCCCCUCUGUGAUCAGUGUGGAUCAGGCAUUGUGGGGAUGGUUGUUAAGCUGAGGGACAAGUUCCGUCACCCCGAAUGCUACAUGUGUACCGACUGCGGCAUUAACCUGAAGCAGAAGGGACACUUCUUUGUGGAAGACAAGAUCUACUGUGAGAAGCACGCCAGGGAGCGGGUCACCCCCCCAGAGGGGUACGACGUGGUCACCGUAUUCCCAAAAUAGACCGUCCCACUCCAGCUUGCUGAACACAAGCAAGUCACAUUGGAAAAUGAGCAUUUACUCUUUUUUAGUUCAAUUACAAAAACAUAUAUACAAUUGACUAAAGUGUGAGAUUUUGAUUGGCCUCCUUGUUUUGUGGUGUGAUUUAUCAAUGCACUGGGUUCUCUACUAAAGAUUGCGAAUGUGUUGAUUUGUUCCUUUUUGUUUGAGUAAGUGGACCAUAUCAUUAAUAUGCGCUAAAAUAAACUGCUCAACAUGUU
This is a messenger RNA of Acipenser ruthenus (sterlet), 1465 nucleotides long. Its product is annotated as PDZ and LIM domain protein 1-like. Gene Ontology annotation, molecular function: muscle alpha-actinin binding; actin binding. Bases 222 to 1208 code for a protein of 328 amino acids. The record is from RefSeq and is a predicted model, not a curated record. NCBI's taxonomy places the organism in Eukaryota, Metazoa, Chordata, Actinopteri, Acipenseriformes, Acipenseridae. Gene Ontology annotation, biological process: muscle structure development; actin cytoskeleton organization; heart development. The transcript is spliced from 7 exons. Gene Ontology annotation, cellular component: stress fiber; adherens junction; Z disc.